AUGGAUUAUCCUAACUUAUGGCAUAUUGGUUCUUUUGGUUAUCAGGGAAACUUGAUUGGUAGAGGAAUAAUUGAAUUUUGUGAUGGAGCACCUCCUGUUAAGAAUUUUAUAUCGCUGGGAGGUCCACAUGCUGGUACCGCUUCUAUUCCAUUAUGUGGAUCCGAGUCAUUAUGCACCCUUAUUGAUGUUGUACUCCAAUUAGGGAUCUACAGCCGGUUUGCCCAGCAAAAUCUGGCUCCCAGUGGCUAUGUUAAAAUACCCAUAGAUAUAGCUGGCUACAUUAGGGGUUGUAAGUUCCUUCCAAAGCUUAAUAAUGAAAUAGUUAAUAAGAGGAAUUCCACCUACAGGCAGCGAUUUGCUAGCUUACAGAAUUUGAUUCUCAUAAUGUUUGAACAGGAUACAAUUGUAAUACCAAAGGAAACAGCUUGGUUUGGCUAUUAUCCAAAUGGAGCCCUCCAUCCCGUUGUACCAGUUCAACAGACUGAGCUCUACAUUGAUGAUUGGAUAGGUUUGAGAGCUCUUGACGAAGCUGGGAAAGUUAAAUUUGUUAACGUAUCGGGAGAUCAUCUAGAUAUCUCUCGUAGUGACAUGAAAACUUAUAUAGUGCCGUAUUUAACUGAUGAAGCAUCAAUUGUUCCAAGGCCAAAACUAAAACAUUCUUCUGGUUGGAUUUCUUCCAUUUGGAGCUCUCUGGCGGAAAUGUUUGGACUCAACGAAGAUUUGGAAGUUCUUUCAAAUGAUAUUUAGAUUUAAAAAAAGGUGUAAAAGCAAUGAUUUUUUUUUUGUGUGUGUGUGUGUGGGCAUGAAACUGUUGGUCUACUUUGAGAUUGAAUGAGAAACCAGGAAGUCAAGUUUGAUGAAGAAGAGUGAUAAAGUGUCAAGUAGAUGAAGAUUUGGAAACAAGAAUUUGAAAAUUCCAAAGUCAGAAAAUAGUUACCAGCAGUUAUUGAGAGUGUUUCUCAAAUCAACUCAGAUGUAAAGAUCUUAGAUAAUCGAUCCUGGGCAUUUAGAUGUGCUUGCAUAAGGUUUCUUGAUUGUUAAGAGCCAAAAAUCUAUGAAUAGGACUCUUUGUAAAUCAUUUUUGUUGUUGAAAAAUAUUAUGCAAACACUCGGCAAUACUUAGCAUGCCUCACACACUGAAAUGACUUUGGUUUCCUGAGUCAAGGGUAUGUUUUCAACCACAUUUAAAUAAAAGUCUUUACAUUCUUGCCAUUUA
Messenger RNA from Glycine soja, 1216 nucleotides. RefSeq names its product palmitoyl-protein thioesterase 1-like. The transcript is spliced from 8 exons. The record is from RefSeq and is a predicted model, not a curated record. Bases 1 to 747 code for a protein of 248 amino acids. Gene Ontology annotation, molecular function: thiolester hydrolase activity. Gene Ontology annotation, cellular component: intracellular membrane-bounded organelle. NCBI's taxonomy places the organism in Eukaryota, Viridiplantae, Streptophyta, Magnoliopsida, Fabales, Fabaceae.